AUGGCAAAGACGCUGGCAGCGCUCCUCGUGUUGGCUACGGCCUUGCCCUGGUCGCAGGCUGUCCCAGCCGGCGGCCCGCUGCAAGUCGCACUCCACGAUACAACAACCACCAGUCCUGCUAUCAAUACGAACCCGCUGCGUCGCCUUCGUGAUGCUAUAAUUGAAAGAAUAUGGGAUGUUCCGGCAAGACCAAAGCCAAAGCAAUGUGCCAACAUACAGUCUCUCGCUCCGUCGAACUAUCGCGCCCGCUAUGGCGCUGACACCGUCCUGCGAUUUCGCUUCCAGACCGAAGACGAGGUCAAAGCUCUGUCAGAAGCCAUUCAUAUACUGUAUCUCGAUGUUUGGGAGAUUACAGACGAGUGGGUGGAUAUUCGGAUGGCAAAAGACGUGGUGCCGUCCCUGCUAGGACUGCUCCCAGAAUCCUUACACAAUGCACAUUCUCCAAUCAUGCACGACUUGGCUCAAGCAAUAUAUGAUACAUAUCCAGGUCCUACGGAGGAACUGCAGAAGAGCUGGAAUGGCGCUACUUCGGCCCAACAACCACCAACGCAGAUCAACGGACCGCACGACAUCUUUUUCGACGAGUACCAGCCAUUAUCUGUGCUGUAUCCAUGGCUGCGAUUGAUGGUAUCUAUGUUUCCGACACACGCCAAUCUCGAGUCGAUAGGCCUAUCAGCCGAAGGACGGGACAUUCCGGCAUUGCGAAUUGGGGCGCGGACAGAUUUGCCUCCGGACCAUGAUCACCCCACGAGGCAGACGAUCCUGGUUAUCGGCGGCUCUCAUGCUCGCGAAUGGGUUUCGGUCUCGACUGCAGCAUAUAUCGCCUACAGCCUGAUUACUCGAUAUGGAGAUCCUCGCUUUCCUGACACCACAAAGCUCCUCGAUCACUUCGAUGUGACGUUUCUGCCGACCCUCAAUCCGGACGGCUACGAAUACACGUGGUCAACAGAUCGAUUGUGGCGGAAGAACCGUCAGGAGACACCGCUACCCUUCUGCGCUGGCAUUGAUCUGGAUCGUUCGUUUCCCUUCGGCUGGGAUGGCAGCGACGACGUCGAUAAUCCGUGCAGUGAAGACUUUGCCGGCAGCCAACCCCUGCAAGCUCAUGAAACUCAGCGAUUGACUGAAUGGGCUCGCAACCAAACUGAACAGAACAAUGUUACUUUUGUUGCUUUUCUCGACCUGCACUCUUAUUCUCAGCAGGUCUUGUACCCCUACAGCUACACCUGCGAUUCGGAACCACCAAAUUUGGAAGACCUGGAAGAAGUGGCGCUGGGGCUGGCCAAGUCAUUCAGACUCACCAACGGCCAUUACUACGGUGUUAGCAGUUCUUGCGAAGGCAGCAUCUCAUGGGACGAACGUGACUCGGUCAAAUCGAAAGCCAAGUUUGCCAGGGGCUUAAUGGAGGCGCAAGGAGGCUCCGCAUUGGACUACUUUUACCACGAGCUUCGCAUCAAGUAUUCGUAUCAAAUCAAGCUGCGGGACACAGGAGCGUAUGGCUUCCUAUUACCCAAGGAACAUAUCGUACCCACGGGCAACGAGGCGUUCGAGGCGGUGCUUGGCUUGGGCAGAUGGCUGCUUGGGAACCACGGGAUUGAAAAGUUCAAUGAAGAGCUAUGA
Molecule: messenger RNA, 1617 nt
Organism: Cyphellophora europaea CBS 101466
Lineage: Eukaryota; Fungi; Ascomycota; Eurotiomycetes; Chaetothyriales; Cyphellophoraceae
Exons: 1
Coding region: 1-1617 (538 amino acids)
Biological process (GO): proteolysis
Molecular function (GO): metallocarboxypeptidase activity; zinc ion binding
Source: RefSeq, a predicted model, not a curated record